AUGGCUGCGAUAUACACAACCGUGCCCGAUGGGCUCAUACCCCUCCUCGAAAGCCAUCUCCCAAACUCCCUCCCCAUCCUCCGCCGUCUGCAGUUCACUCGCUUCAGGGGCGGGAUGCGCCCGACGGCCCGUAUAAUUUUCGCCUCUGACUCUCCGUUGGUUGCUGAGCAGACUGGCCAAUCGCCGUCACAGCGCAACUUCACGGCCGCGUACCUGGACUUUGGCAGCAACAUCGAGACCCAGCUAUUCAUAUACUCCACCCUCGAAGACGGCACCAUCACAGACGGCCAAGAGAGGGAGGCCGCCGAGCUGCAAAUCAUGGCGGCCAUCGACGCUGUGAAGCAGGUCAGCAGGGAGCAGCCGGACAACAGAGCCUACCCCGGCGGCUGUCUCGUCGGGACCCUCGCCACCGUCACGAGGGAGACGAUGAUCAAGCGAGGCGUGGUCGUGAAGCAGCGUGCGGUCUACGAGUACGAGAAGUGGCUGUUCAGAGUGGACGAGGUCCCCGAGUUCGAAGUUACCUUGCCCGAGGGCGCGACAUGGGCGCCGGCCACCGAACGAGACUGCGAGGUUGUGAUUUCGAGGACGACCGUGCCCCGUCAGGUGUAA
Molecule: messenger RNA, 609 nt
Organism: Colletotrichum spaethianum
Lineage: Eukaryota; Fungi; Ascomycota; Sordariomycetes; Glomerellales; Glomerellaceae
Exons: 1
Coding region: 1-609 (202 amino acids)
Source: RefSeq, a predicted model, not a curated record